Molecule: messenger RNA, 6096 nt
Organism: Colossoma macropomum (tambaqui)
Lineage: Eukaryota; Metazoa; Chordata; Actinopteri; Characiformes; Serrasalmidae
Product: anoctamin-1
Exons: 27
Coding region: 139-3063 (974 amino acids)
Biological process (GO): chloride transmembrane transport
Cellular component (GO): plasma membrane
Molecular function (GO): chloride channel activity; protein dimerization activity
Source: RefSeq, a predicted model, not a curated record
GCAGCAUAAAGGCGCGCGGAGAGAAGAGGAGCAGCGCGAGGCAUGGAGAGGAGGGGUCACCGUCACCUGUAGCGCGCGAGAGAGAGACACAGUUGGCGUGCGGGUGCAGCGUCGUCUCGGUGGAGUCUUCAGGCUGCCAUGAUGACAAAUGAGCGAUACAGCGCGGUUCCCAGCACAGACAAGGAGGUGGACAUCAUCAACAUCAAAGGAAUCGAGGAGAUUGGAUAUGUCCAGCAGGAUUCUAUACUGCUGAACUCUCUGACUCCGGAGGAGACGGCUCAAUGCCGGCACGGCCUGUACUUCCAGGAUGGGGAGCGGAGAGUGGAUUACGUUCUGACCUACCAGGUAAAGAAGCCCAGCGGCUCUCGCGCCCGCAGGCACUCCUCACGCUUCACCGACAACGCCCUGACCCGCAGCCUGCGGCGCACCCGCACCCAAACGCGCUCUGCUGAGCCGGACCCCGAACCGGGCCCGCAGGAGACCAGCGCUGACCACCAUGAGGACGACAAGCGCUUCCGUCGUGAGGAGUUCGAGGGGAACCUGAGGGAGAUGGGGCUGGAGCUGGAGAAGGACGAGGACGGAAAGACUCCAGGCGUGGGCUUCGUGAAGAUCCACGCUCCAUGGAACGUUCUUUGCAGGGAGGCGGAGUUCAUGAAGCUGAAGAUGCCGACAAAAAAAGUGUACGAGGUCAAGCAGAGCAGCAGCGUAAUGGAGAAGAUCAACACGUUCAUCAGCAAAGUGACAGAUCCACUUCACCCCAACGUGGAGGAGAACAGAAUCGAGAACGUGAAGCACCUCUCCCACCCGUUCUCCAGAGAAAAGCAGCACCUGUUCGAUCUGUCCGACAGAGACUCCUUUUUUGACAGCAAAACAAGAGGCUCAAUAGUGUUUGAAGUUUUGAAGAGAACUAAAUGCACAAAGUCUAAGUUCAGUAUGGGAAUAACCAGCCUGCUGGGCAGCGGCGCGUACCUGGCUGCGUACCCUCUACACGACGGUGAUAUAGACGGAGAGAAUGUGGAGCCGAAUGACAGGAAGCUGCUGUAUGAGGAGUGGGCCAGUUACAGUGUCUUUUAUAAAUACCAGCCCGUCGGCUUGAUCAGGAAGUAUUUUGGAGAGAAGAUCGGACUGUACUUUGCAUGGCUGGGUGUUUAUACUCAGAUGCUGAUUCCAGCCUCUUUAGUGGGAGUGAUCGUGUUCCUGUACGGCUGCGUUACCGUGGACGACGACAUCCCCAGUAUGGAGAUCUGUGACAGUAGGAGGAAUAUAACAAUGUGUCCUCUGUGUGACCGAGUGUGUAGUUACUGGACUCUGAGCUCUGCGUGUGGGACGGCGCGCGCCAGCCACCUGUUUGACAACCCAGCCACUGUCUUCUUCUCCAUCUUCAUGGCACUGUGGGCGGCGUUCUUCAUGGAGCACUGGAAGCGGAGGCAGAUGCGUCUGAACUAUGAAUGGGAUCUCACAGGCUUUGAGGAGGAGGAGGAAGCACAGAAGGACCACCCGAGAGCGGAGUACGAGUUCAGAGUGAUGCAGAAAUCUCUCAAAAAAGAACACAAAGCACAAAAGAGGCCUACAGGAGAGUCGUCUGUAAAUAAAUGGAAGCGAACUGUUCACUCAGUCAUGAGGGGCCAGAAGAUGUCAGAGAAAGAGAAGCUGACCUGUAGAGACAGAUGUCCAGCCUAUAUGACUAAUAUCGUCAUGAUGUUGUUAAUGAUCGGCGUGACAUUUGCGAUUGUAUUUGGAGUCAUUCUGUACCGCAUUUCCACCAAAGCAGCGCUGCACAUGAGCUCCAACCCCACCACCCGCUCCAACGUGCGACUCACUGUCAAAACCACAGCUGCCAUCAUCAACCUGGUGGUCAUCCUGAUCCUGGAUGAGGUGUACGGAGCUGUGGCUCGCUGGCUCACCGAGCUCGAGGUGCCAAAAACGGACAAGAGCUUUGAGGAGCGACUGAUAUUCAAAACCUUCAUCCUGAAGUUCGUGAACGCUUUCAGCCCCAUCAUAUACAUUGCCUUUUUCAGGGGCAGGCUUGUGGGUCGUCCUGGUAGCUACCUGUAUGUCUUUGAGUCGUACCGAAUGGAGGAGUGUGCUCACGGCGGCUGUCUGAUGGAGCUGUGUAUUCAGCUCAGUAUUACUAUGCUGGGAAAACAACUCAUCCAGAACAACCUGUUUGAGAUCGGCAUCCCGAAACUGAAGAAGCUCAUUCGCUACAUUAAGUCGAAGCGAAGUGCCUUUCAGGAGGAGGAGCGAGAGAAGAAGCUCCAGCGCUACGAGACUGAUUUCUUCCUGGAGCCUUUCGCUGGUCUCACCCCCGAGUACAUGGAGAUGAUUAUCCAGUUUGGCUUUGUGACGCUGUUCGUGGCCUCGUUUCCGCUGGCCCCGCUGUUCGCUCUCCUCAACAACAUCAUCGAGAUCCGUCUGGAUGCCAAGAAGUUCGUGGCGGAGCUCAGGAGGCCAGUAGCAGCUCGAGCAAAAGACAUCGGUAUCUGGUAUAAUAUUCUCAGAGGAGUUGCAAAGAUAGCAGUUAUAGUGAAUGCCUUCGUUAUUUCCUUCACCUCCGACUUCAUCCCUCGCCUGGUGUAUCAGUACAUGUUCAGCCCCGAUGGCUCCAUGCACGGCUUCGUCAACCACACGCUGUCCUACUUCAACGUCAGUCACUUCCAGAAUGGCACAGCGCCCCUAGAGCCGGAGAACCUGGGCUUCUCCGUGGACAUCUGCAGGUAUAAAGACUACAGAGAACCGCCGUGGUCUCCGACGCCGUAUGAGAUGUCUAAACAGUUCUGGGCGGUUCUGGCUGCAAGACUUGCCUUCGUCAUCGUCUUUCAGAAUGUGGUGAUGCUGAUGAGUGAUGUUGUCGACUGGAUCAUCCCCGACAUCCCUAAAGACAUCAGCGUGCAGAUCCACAAAGAGAAGAUCCUGAUGGUGGAUCUGUUCAUGAAGGAGGAACAGGGGAAGCUGCAGGUUCUAGACAACUUGACCACUGACGGAGAGAAGGAGAACAGCUCUGCCCAUGGUCCACAGCUCCGCCCACGCGCCGUCUCGCACACACAGAGCAACAGCUUCUAGCAUCCGGCCAGCGUCAGCGUGUCUGUUCGCUGUACGUCCGUCUUUAUCUUUGUUCUGACAUUCCACAGACAGACAGGCAGGCAGGCAGACAGACAGACAGUGAGUCAGUCAGCCAGUCAGACAGACAGUGAGACAGACAGACAGACAGCCUGGCUGACUAACACAAAGCUUCCGCUUCUUCGCUCUGUGGAAAGCGGAAGUGCCGACCUGUGGAUGAUGCAGGGCUGUCCAGCUUUAGUCCAGCACGCUUCAGUGAUUCCUUUGAUCAAACACGCCUGUUCUCCAGACUCAUUCGGUUUAUUUAUGUACCAAGACUCACGAGGGGAACCCGUCCACCUCUGCAGUUAGGACAGAACCAGGAAAGUUCAGAGUAUAAAAUGGAUUAACAGAUAGACUGAGACUGACUGACGAUCAGUGUUGGACGUUCAUCAGAGUGACUGAACUGACUGCUGUGUUCAACAUACAGAACAUAGAACAUUUACCUGAAAUCAAUGUGAGAACUUGGUAGGAGUUCAACGUGAACAAUCCAGAAACAAAUGGCUGUCCAGCUGGUGUGAUUAGACCAAUUAGUGACUAAUUAACCAAUUUAAAUUGAAAUUAGUGAAUUAAAGACAGCAUAAAACAGUAUCAGUUCACUGAUAAUAUCAUACGUCACUGCAGUGGCUCUCAGACCGGUUCCCCAGACGCUCCGCAUGUUUGCUCAGUGCCGACUCCCAGCACCAAGAGAUUAGAACAAAAACAUGGACCAGCUGGGGUUCCUGAGGACCAUUAUGAGAACCACUUUGAGAACCAGUUUGAGAACUACUGCAAUAUGUGUACUGAAAUACUGCAGCAGUUCAUCUGCCAAAGUCCAAAUAUCAGAUCAGCCUCUCUGGGUUUAGACGUUGCUGCAGGGCUAAAGAGGCCUAACAGGUCCAGAGUUCAGGAGGAACUAAAGCAGAACGCAGCAGCUGAAGUUACCAGGUUUAGUGUGUUUGAGAAGGUAAAGCACCACAAAUACGUUUAUUUUAUUUAUAUAAACACAGAAAAUCACACAAAAACAAGAUCCUAUGCAGAUAAACUGACCAGUGCAGUUUACCGCAGACUAAUAAAUCAGCUGCCCUUUCAGAUGAAGCUGGACACCCCUGACCGACACUGCGGCGGACCACAAACAAAACAAUGGGUCAGCUCUGUUACCUCUAUUGCACAGCUGUCCUGAGUAGAUCAGCAGACGUUUCUCAUUAUUCAGUCACACUGUACGUCUUUAAUGUAUCCCAUUCUCAAAGUGAUAACGAGGUUCUGCUUGUAGAUGUUCAAUGGUGAGAAAAUGGAGUUCCUGGGCUUCGGUUCUGAACACUUUAUUGUCUUCUUGUAAUUUUGUUUUCUGUGUCUGAUCUGGCCCCAUUCAUAUUUUCACAUUAAACUCUGCUGGAUUUGAUUGUGAUUUUAAUUACAAACUAAGAUGUUUAACUGAACCAGCACACAGUUGAGUGAAGUGUGUUGAAUAUUUCUAUGAAUUAUUCCCAUAAACAACCAUUAAUACUGUAAUAAGUGCAUAUACUAAAACAAACCAGAAACAUGGCAGUGCGUGUUAUUUUUAAAACCUGUUAUUAAUUCCAUGUUUUCUUCAUUUCAGCAGAAUUACUACUGCAGUUCAGAUCUACUGUGGAUCAGAUCUAGUGUAGUUUAGAUCUACUGUGGUUCAGAUCUACUGUGGAUCAGAUCUAGUGUAGUUUAGAUCUACUGUGGUUCAGAUCUACUGUGGAUCAGAUCUAGUGUAGUUUAGAUCUACUGCGGUUCAGAUCUACUGUUGAUCAGAUUUACUGUAGUUUGAAUCUACUGCGGUUCAGAUCUACUGUUGAUCAGAUCUACUGUAGUUUAGAUCUACUGCGGUUCAGAACGGCUAAUAUCUGCUGAUUGUAAUGUUUUUCUAAACACAGAUGACGUUUAUUCUUGAGCUAAAUUACACAGUUAAUUGUUUCUAGACUAAUGCUCUAAACAAAAAGGGCUAAACUUGCUUCUGAAGUUUUAAAAAGCUCUUAUCUCAAUUUCAGCUGGAAUGUAAUAGGAAUUAAUUUUAGCAAAAUUAAUUCAAUAAAGUAUGAAUGAAGAACCUUAACUUUCUGGCGAACGGAGCCAAAACACAGUGUCAGAUGACGGAGACGUUUCUGAAGGGAACGGAUGCGGUGUUCCACACUUACGGGUUUAACUGCCAUUCCAUAUAUUCCAGAGCGAGAAAGUCCAGCACUGUGGUAGACAUUAAGGUUCUAACUCCAUAACAUUAAUGUUCUACCUACAAAGUGUUAAGGUUCUUACUACAAAAGAUCAGCGUACUACCUACAAAUCAAACAUCACAACAAAAUAUUUAAGUCUCAAAUACCAAAACAAAGUCUUAUCCAAAACAUUGACGUUCUGAUGUUCUGUAACAUUGGUUCUUACUCCAAAAUGUUAAGGUUCUAGUUACAAAAUAUCGUGACUCAAACUAUAAAUCAUUGCCAUCAUAACUCAAACAUUAAGGUGUUAAUUAUGAAACAUUAAGUUCCUGCCUCCUAACUGUUACGGUUCUAGCUACAAAACAUUAAAACUGCUAACUCCAACAGUGGUUUAAAGAACCAACUCCUACUCCAACAAGUAAGAAAAUAAUAAAGUUCUAAACAGUGAUGUCCUACAAGGGGUUGAGGUUCUAAUUACAAAGUGUUAAAGUUCUAACUCCACGCUGUUUCAGAGCUGGACCAGGAAUCCUGUUCUAAUCUGCAAUGUUCCCGACUACAGCAGUAUUUGAAAUGUUCUAAACUGGUUCCCUGUUUGCAGGAUUUGUGUUUCGUUUUGUAUUUUCUUAUUUUUAUAUACAGUAAAUAACAGUUCAUAUUUAUAUCUUCUGUGCUCAGUUAAAGGGUUUUAUUAGAAUGUGCUCAGUGUCCAGUUGGCAUGUUUGGUGAGAAAAGAUUUUUGGAGUGAACUUUAUACACAAUCACAGCAGAGUGUCAGUCUGACCGGAGAACCAGAGAACUGGCUACAUAUCGCUCCUCCAGGAGAAUAUAUACAUUUAAAUCA